Fundulus heteroclitus (mummichog) is the source of this 2432-nucleotide messenger RNA. It is a transcript of the gene ndc80, whose product is annotated as NDC80 kinetochore complex component. The record is from RefSeq and is a predicted model, not a curated record. Gene Ontology annotation, cellular component: Ndc80 complex. Bases 135 to 2039 code for a protein of 634 amino acids. The transcript has 17 exons. Lineage: Eukaryota; Metazoa; Chordata; Actinopteri; Cyprinodontiformes; Fundulidae. Gene Ontology annotation, biological process: attachment of mitotic spindle microtubules to kinetochore.
ACUCUGGUGCUCGCCGUACAUAUGUGACGUCAUCGCUAUUUUGUGUUUAAGAUUGUUUUUGGCGGUUCUUACGAAAAGCGUCGGGGGAACGGUUCAUUUUCUUAACUUUAACCCAUCACAAAAACCUUUGGGAUAUGGAUCGUGGGAGGAAGAGCCGAGCAGGCAGCAGACCGUCGGAGUUGCCGAUGAGGGUCCAGGACAGCAACAGGAUGAGCAUGUACACAACACCUCAGAGUAAACAGCCUUCCUUUGGAAAGCUCUCUAUGUCCAAACCCCCAUCGGCCAACUCUGAAAAGACGACCAGGUUCUUUGGUCCCCGGACCAGUGGUGCCAACAUGCGUCGCAGCAGUGUCAUUUCUGCUUUUGGAGUACCUGAGAAGAUGAAAGAUACCAGACCCCUUCAUGAUAAGUCCUUUGUUCAACAAUGCAUCAGGCAGCUGCACGAGUUCUUGACAGAAACUGGUUUCCCUGGCAUGCUGUCGUCCAAAUCUCUUCAGUCGCCCUCCACCAAAGAGUUUGUGAAGAUGUUUGAGUUCAUUUACCGCCAGCUCGAUCCAACAUUCGAGAUGCCCGACUCCAAAGUUGAGGAGGAGAUUCCAGCUAUGCUCAAAGCCUUGAGGUAUCCCUUUGUUCUCUCAAAGUGCUCGAUGUAUUCUGUCGGAGCGCCACACACCUGGCCUCAGGCCCUGGGUGCCCUCAUGUGGCUCAUAGAUAACGUCAAGAUCAACUCAUGUUUUAGUAAGCAGGAACUGUUCAGUGAAGCCUGGGAGGAUGCUGACAAUACUGAGGAAGGCGCGGAGUAUAACAAGUUUUUCCACGACUACACGGCUGAAGCCUACUCCAAGUUCAUGCAAGGCGAGGACAUCUUCGAGGAAGAGGAUGAGGCCUUCCUCACCAAACUGAAGCUGCUUUACAACGUGGACCAGGCCCUGCUGAAAACCUUGGAGGAGAAACACGUGUUGGUCAUGGAGGAAUUGAAGCGUCUGGAGAAAGAUAAUCAGACUGACCGUCUGAUGACGAAGAGGAUGGAGCUGACGAAGAUGCAGGCAGACCUUAAGAAGCUGCAGAGUUACCAGAGCAACCACGAGACCUUUAAAUCUAACCUGGAGAGAAAAGCUUCGGAACUGGCUGAAGAGCUUGAGACCUCUGUCAGUCAUCUGGAGACUCUGAAGCACGAGCGGAAAGAGCUGCAGCACAUCCAGCAGAACCAGAAGUUUACUCCGGCUGACGUGGAGAGGAUCAACAGCGAGAAGAGGGAGCUGGAGCAGACCAUCAGCAGUCUUAGCAAGUCUCUUGAGGACGCCGAACAACUGAGGUGGAACGAAGAAAUCACGCUGGCAAAAGUGAAGGAGACGUUGGAGCUGAAGUUGGCAGAGUACCACAAGCUGGCCCGCAAGCUGAAGCUGAUUCCUCUGACGGCAGAAAACUCCUGCGGUCACGAUUUCGAGAUCAGGUCCUUCGAAUGUGGGACCGACAGAGAAGUCCAGAUCCAGAUGUUUCUAGCAAAGCUGAACAGCGAGGUCGAGGAAGAAAACAGCCGCAUAACGAACCAGAAACUCAACCAGGGAGAGAUUUGGGAACAAGUCCAUUCCAACACCGUGGACAAGUCCAACGAUCUAAACCGGAUCAAAGAUCAGAUUCGCAAGCUGGAUGAACGGCUUGAGACUGACAUGCUGGAGCUGGCCCAAGAGGAGCAGCAGUGGGCAGCAGAGCUGGAGUCUGUGGAAAAGCACCGUAAGCACCUCGAGGAGAAGGUUCGCCACGGUUAUGAUGAGGCCGUGCAACAGCUGAAAGCAGCACAACAACAGUAUCACCUGGUGCUACAGGAGACCAACGAAGUCAAGAGAACAAUAGCCAACAACCUGGCUUCUGUAUUCACAGCAGCUGCUAACCACCUGUCAGUCAGUGAGAAGAGUCUGGAGGAGCUGCACAGACGAGUGCAGCGCAUGUCCUCAAAGGGCAUAGAAGAGGACGAAGCAGCUGUUCAGCAGCUGUGGGAGCUUUUAAGGAGCUUCCAGUCCAAGGCUGACUCUCUUUGAACGACCGGACCUACCGCCUUCUGUUUGUAAAAGAUUCCCUCUCACCGUCUCUGUUUGUCUUGGUAUUCACUGCUUGUUAAAUUUCAUACUCUACUAAUUUUUUUUUUAUGUUCGAAAUGUUCAGCUCAUGUGUCUGAAAAUGCUAAAAUAUAUCAACAUAAGUUAAAGUAUUCUGUUUUCUUUUUCUCAAGUUUCCUCUUCUCUCUAUAGUUCUUUGAAAUGUUUAGAUAAAAUAAAGCCACUAGAUGGCAGCACACGUGUACCGACUGUUAAAACUUGUGGUUUUCUAUUGGCUGAAAGCUCAACCUGUUUAUUUUUUUUAACUUAAGUUAUGACAUUUUUUUUCUUUUUAACAGCUUCUUUGUCAUAUUAAAUGUUCUUAAUUUCUUUGGA